This is a messenger RNA of Sphaeramia orbicularis (orbiculate cardinalfish), 2050 nucleotides long. Its product is annotated as B-cell receptor CD22-like. The transcript has 10 exons. Lineage: Eukaryota; Metazoa; Chordata; Actinopteri; Kurtiformes; Apogonidae. The coding region runs from base 41 to 1657 and encodes 538 amino acids. The record is from RefSeq and is a predicted model, not a curated record.
GGACAAGAAAACAUCCGUUCCAUCAUAGUCAGACAGUGAGAUGAGAACAGCAACAGCGAUGAGUUUAACAUCAGCAAGUGGAUUUAUCGUCUUCCUUCUCUCUCUUGCAGUUGUUCAGGGUCAGAAUGGAUGGAGAGUGACUUACACUUCUACUCAGAUCUGUGCCUUAAAAGGAUCAACAGUCGACAUGAGCUGCACCUACACAUACCCAUACUGGAUCGAUAGUCGUUUAACUAAAAUGAAGGAAAAAUUUUGGUUUAUUAAUGGAGACAUUAAACCUGUAGAUCUGAAAACAGAGUCAGAGUACAAAGAUCGUGUACUUUUAUAUGACUAUGGGGGCUACUACUCUUCUGUGAGAAUCUCAGACCUGAGACAGAGCGACUCAGCUCAGUACCAGUUCAGGUUUAUAACAAACCAACCUGGUGGACGUUAUACUGGUUCACCUGGAGUCACUCUGACUGUCACAGAUCUCCACGUCCAUGUGACCAGUUCAUCAUCCUGCAGGAAUUCAAACUGUGUCCAAGUAGAGCUGAGGUGUCACAGCAGCUGUCGUCUACCUGACAAUUACAAAUACACCUGGUUCAAGAAUGGACAGGAGAUUCAGAGUGAAACAUCAUCUUCUUAUUCCACCUCUUUUUCCUCUGAAGAUACCGUUUCCUGUGCUGUUAAAGGUUAUGAGAUGUUCUCCUCUCCUCCAGUGUUUGCUCCAAGGGUUCCUUCAGUGACUUUCAGUCCCUCUGGUGAAAUCAUUGAGGGCAGUUCAGUGACUCUGACCUGUACCAGUGAUGCAAACCCACCUGUUACUAAAUACACCUGGUACAAGAGAGGAAAGAAUCAACUUCAGUCAAGAGGUGAAGGACAGCAGUUUGUCCUCAGCUUCAUCAACUCCUCUGACUCUGGAUCAUAUUCAUGUAUAGCAAAGAACAGUCUGGGGUUGAAGAUGUUAGAAUACGUCAAUAUUGAUGUGAAAUAUCCUCCCAGACUUCCCUCUGUGUCCGUGAGUCCGUCUGGUCAGAUAGUUCAGGGCAGUUCAGUGACUCUGACCUGUACCAGUGAUGCAAACCCACCUGUUACUAAAUACACCUGGUACAAGGAGGAUGAAGACUCACCAAAAGCAUCAGGACAGAACUUCACCAUCACUGACUUCAGAUCUGAACACAGUGGGAAUUAUUACUGUGAAGCCCAGAACAGCAGAGGACGACAGAACUCCACCUCACAUCUGAUUGUUGUAUCAUCCAAAUGGAAAUCAGUAGCAGCUGGAGUGACUGUUGCCAUUCUCCUUCCCAUAAUCCUCAUCUCUGUCUUCAUAUUAGUCAGAAGAUGGAGGGCUUUGAAAACAUCAUCUGAACCUGAAGACAGAGCGGACAACAGCCAACAGUGUCCACCUAAUCACAGACACCCAGAGGAGCAGGACAACCUUCAUUACGCCACCGUCAACUUCUCUCAGAACAAGGAGGAUCCAGUUUACUCCAACACUGGACCAGCUCGGUGCCCAAGACACAAGAAGGAACCAACAUUUACUGAGUACUCUGCUCUCCCAUUUCAUAACAACAGCAAAAAGCAGAGAGACAGAGUUCAGGAAACUGCCGAGGAUUCAGCUGUAUUGUACAGCACAGUCAACCAAACCAAAAGGCCAAGGACCUCGGCUCCAAAGUGAAAUGUGUAAUACCACUCAUGGCCACUAGAGGCAGCUCCUAAGAGCCUUGUCUCCCAUGGACUCACACUGAACUUCUCUCUAAACUUUUUAAGUCAUUUUUUUUCUAGGAGUGUUUUUUCUCAGUUAUUGUUUUUGGAAUUUCUAAUAAGUAAUGUGUUCCAUCUUUAACCUUUUCCUCCAUUAAUAAGAUCACAAGUCAAACAGAAGGCAUUGAUUGAAAGGCGUGAUUGACAGUUUGGAAAGUUGGACCUCUGAAGCUUCUGUUAAUUUAAUCAAAUCUUUUCUUGACAGACAGCUACAUUGUAGUUGUAGCUCAUACUUGCAAUCCCAUAGCCCCACCCAUUUUGUCCAAAUGUGGUCACUUUUGCCCCCAAAACACAAAAUAAUCCCUUU